Messenger RNA from Fusarium mangiferae, 1488 nucleotides. RefSeq lists its product as uncharacterized. The transcript is spliced from 2 exons. NCBI's taxonomy places the organism in Eukaryota, Fungi, Ascomycota, Sordariomycetes, Hypocreales, Nectriaceae. Bases 1 to 1488 code for a protein of 495 amino acids. The record is from RefSeq and is a predicted model, not a curated record.
AUGGCAAUACCCGUAGCUGCCCUGAAUUGCCAAAGUGAAGUCACAGACGCGACGAUAGACCGCAACUGGUUGUUGUCAGGUUGUGGCCCUUGUCGCAAGAACUCAUUCGAAACUCACCCUGAAGUGCCUAAUGACGACGCCGGCGGCUUCAGGUAUGACGAAGACAACGAUGCAACCUACAAAAGCAUCUGCGACGUUUGCCGCAGUGACUAUGGCCCCAAACAGCCAGGUCGCGAUGACUAUGGCCCCAAAGACCCAGACAAGGUCAUAACCAGCCCGACCUCGGUGCUCAGCUUGCCCAAGGAGACACCAACCAUUGCGAGUAUGGAAACAAUACAGGCGAAACCUCGCGUCGGAUGGCCAACCCCUCCAGGUCCCGAUUAUGGCGCUACGUUUAACAAUAAUGAUCCUCAACAGCCAGGUCGCGAUGACCAUGGUCCUAAACAACCAGAAAACGGUAUUACCAGUUCAGUCGCGGCGCUCAAACUACCCAAGGAGACACUAAGCAUCACGAGUAUCAGAAUAACACAGACGAAGCCUCGCGUCGGAUGGUCAACUCUUCCAGGUCCCGACGACGGCACUACCUUGGCUUGGUUUACGAAAACAACAACGCAUACCGAGACCGAGACCGAGACCACUACCACGACGGCAUCCACUACUAUAGAUCUAAGGAAGAGUACAGCAACAUCCAUGGGCCUUGGUGAGACCACGGAAACAUCAAUGAGUCCGGGGAAGACUGCAGCGACAUCCAUGGGUUUGACUGAGACUUCAGCAACAUUGGACCCAGAAGAGACUGACACUCCAACGCCACAAAAGAAUAAACACUCCGCUGGCCUUCAAACAGCCGGUAUCAUAAUUGCAAUUCUCUUUUUCAUCAUAUUCACCGUUCUGGUCACCUGGAAAUGCCUUCAACACCACCAGCAGAAUCAGUUCGACGAGGACCCAGAGGAGCCAAUGGAUGAAGCUAAUGAGGCUGGAGGCAGCGCCUUCGACGAUUCAGACUCAGAGGCCGAUGAGGGACAGGCCAGAAAUCUAGUGGCCUCGGUGAGGGGCUGGUUCAGAAGGCACCAGUUUCCAUUUCCUCCACCGAACGAGCCUGAAGAACCAGAUCCUGAUGACGAGGAAGCUGAUGACGGGGAACCCGAGCCUCAUCCAGUUCCUCCCCCUCCCCCUCCCCCGCCUCCUAUUCCUGAGCAACCAGUACAAGCUCCCGCCGCUGUAAUACAUCCAUUUAUCCCACGUACUCCUCGCGCUAUUCCAGGACAUCAAGUCCAGGCCCCUUCGGUUCAAGUACCAACUCCUGAUCCAGCUCAAGAUCGCAGCAACUCGAGUGUCUACAGCCAGGACAGCGGAUUUCCAGAGUCGGUCGAAAUACCUAGGCCACUCUCCAUAAACAGAUCCCGUCGUAGACAGGAAGAACCUCAGCCGCCUCAGGAAUGGAGGACAACUGGAGAGCCUGCGCAAACCGGAAAUUAUGGCUGGAUUUAA